AUGGCCCGAGCAGCGCGUGGUGAAUUGGCGAAGAUUUAUGGGUGUUUGACCUACCGCUUCCAUCGCCCACGACGGCCAACCAGUGCAAUAGAGCUUGUUGACCUGGGCAAAACAAUCUUUAAAUUGCAAGCCGACCCCGAUGCGAACAACGUCUUCAGACAUGCAGUGCUUGUCAACAUCGAGGUGCUCCGUGAAAUUGACAGUUGGUGUUGGAAGCAUUUCAAUACCCAAUACAUGCACUAUGAGGAAUUCAGGAGACAAGAAGGGCAACCUGAUAUUGGUGUACGGAUGCUUGAUUGUACAUUCACACUUCAGGUGGUGGAAGCGUUGCAGCAUUGGCGUGCUGUGCUCAUUCUAGAGAUUGGGAUCUCCGAGACUGCUCUAAAGAGACUUGAUACCGCGAAACUGGCAGCACCAAUUCUGAGGAAGUCGAUGAGCGCAUUGACAGAGAGCGAACGAGAGGAGAACGACAAGGCAAUGCAGGCGCUGUACGCAGAGUGGCUGUUGCUGCGGCAAGUGCUGAUCUCGGGAAUCACGCGCGUGCACCAAGCAAUUGGCGACAAGGAGUUUUUCAAACGCCAUCGGUACGAGCUGUGGGACCUUGUCGAUGCCAGGCUGGAGGAUUGA
Capronia epimyces CBS 606.96 is the source of this 627-nucleotide messenger RNA. RefSeq lists its product as uncharacterized. Bases 1 to 627 code for a protein of 208 amino acids. The transcript is spliced from 2 exons. NCBI's taxonomy places the organism in Eukaryota, Fungi, Ascomycota, Eurotiomycetes, Chaetothyriales, Herpotrichiellaceae. The record is from RefSeq and is a predicted model, not a curated record.